AUGAAAGGCAGAAGAAGCUUCUCAAGAAACACCCCAUUUUGGAACUUGAUUGAGGUGUUUUACAACCGAAGGAUUGACAUGAAUAACAUGAAUAAGUCAGACCUUGACUUAGUUCAGCUGCUCAAGAAGUUUGAUCCGGAUACAAAGUCCUUCAAAUUUGGCACCGAAGCAUUCAAGAUCACAGGCAAUGCAGUGACUCAGAUUCUAGGACUGCCAAAUGAAGGAAAAUCUGUCAAACUUGUCAAUGAUAGGUACACUUCUACCUUCAGAAUAAGGCACUUUGGAGAAAAGGGAAAACCAUCAAAAAAUCUGGUAGAAGCAGAAUUACUGAAGACAAUUUCAUUGGCAAACCAACCGAAGAAAGAAAAGGCCAAGGCAGAGCAAAAGAAAGAAGCUGAAGAAGAAGAAGAAGAAGAAGUUGACUACGACAAGGAGGUGGUCAGCAUAAUAUUGAUUCACCUAUGCAUGACAUUCCUUUUUGCCAACGCUUCGUCUACUUUGCAUUGGAAAGUAUUUGAGCACUGUGUGAAUCUGGACACACUUUCAAGCUAUUCUUGGGCAAGUGCUGUUUCAGCCUACAUGAAUGAAUCCUUGGUCGCAAAAGCAAAAGCAAAAGCAAAGAAGGGAGGAGAAGGCUCUAUAGGAGCUGUUUCGGGUUGCAUUAUCCUAAUAUUGUUUCUACUGUGUGAGAGGACAAACAUAAUACAACCAAUCCUGGGCAAAGAGAAAGAAACUCCUGCCAUUCUUAAAUGGAGUCUUGUGGAACUCCACACAAGAUUCAACCAAAUAACGGACUUGAAUGACAUCGAGGGUAUUUUCAAAACUCCUAAAAAGCGAAAAAAACUACCAGGGAAGAGGAAGACACUGUUGACAAGGGUAUUUUGA
This is a messenger RNA of Prunus armeniaca (apricot), 885 nucleotides long. The record is from the annotation of a GenBank genome assembly. NCBI's taxonomy places the organism in Eukaryota, Viridiplantae, Streptophyta, Magnoliopsida, Rosales, Rosaceae.